UGCGCCUUAUACGUUUGUGUCUACCUUCCCGUCGUCGAUGGAUUUUGCGGGCUUGAUUGAGAUAAAAAGCAAGUUUGAUGCUGAGUUUCGUCGAUUCAGCAUUGCAUCUACAGCCAUCAGUACUUUCCGGGAUUUCUAUCAACUUUUAGAAAGAAGACAUGGGCUUUACUCAAUUCCUUUUGUUAUUCAAUAUGUAGAUCCGAAGGAUAACGAUUUGCUCCCAAUCAAUAAUGAUGAAAAUCUUGCCCGAGCCCUAAAAGUUACUACGACCUUACUUCGACUUCUCCUUCAACGAAAAGGCGAAAGUUAUGGUGAAAUAAAUGGCUAUCGUUCCUCCUCGCAAGGAAUCCGAGGGAAAAAGGCGGCGGCUGAUCUGGUUAGAUCUAUGGGCGGAAGUGAAAGAAAGGCAAAUCAUGACCGUGCCAUUAGUUUACUAGAUGACUUUCGUAAGGUAUCAUCUAUCAUAGACAUCGAUAUUGUCCCUGAAACAAUGCGCCGUGUCCGCUUAAUCAGAUCUGAUGCGAAACCUCUUGGAUUUUUUAUUCGUGAUGGCGUCAGUGUUCGAGUUACUCCUACCGGUAUCGAACGUGUACCUGGUAUAUUUAUCUCUCGAUUGAAUCCCGGAGGGCUCGCUGAGAGUACCGGACUUUUAGCUGUAAACGACGAGGUUCGUAUUAUUAUAUAG
Messenger RNA from Protopolystoma xenopodis, 685 nucleotides. The record is from the annotation of a GenBank genome assembly. NCBI's taxonomy places the organism in Eukaryota, Metazoa, Platyhelminthes, Monogenea, Polystomatidea, Polystomatidae.